Mytilinidion resinicola is the source of this 1776-nucleotide messenger RNA. Its product is annotated as flavin-binding monooxygenase-like protein. NCBI's taxonomy places the organism in Eukaryota, Fungi, Ascomycota, Dothideomycetes, Mytilinidiales, Mytilinidiaceae. The transcript has 6 exons. The record is from RefSeq and is a predicted model, not a curated record. Gene Ontology annotation, molecular function: NADP binding; flavin adenine dinucleotide binding; N,N-dimethylaniline monooxygenase activity. Bases 1 to 1776 code for a protein of 591 amino acids.
AUGGGUGGCUCAAAACCGUGGCCGCAGGUAUCAGUGGGAAAUAAAGACCACACAAACGCUGCAGUUGUCAUUAUAGGCGCUGGGAUAUCUGGAAUGUGUAUGGCAAUUGACCUGAUUAGACGGAAUAAAUGUCACAACUUUAUCAUUCUGGAGAAGAGUAGUGCGGUGGGGGGCACAUGGCAUGAUAACAAGUAUCCUGGAUGUUGCUGUGAUGUUUCAAGCCACCUCUACAGCUACUCUUUCGAGCAAAACCCGGACUGGUCACGUGUCUACCCAGGACAAGAAGAAAUACUUGACUACCUCAUCCAAGUCGCCCAAAAGUACAAGCUGUAUAAAUACAUCCGCUUCAACACAUCGGUCGAGCAAGCCCGUUGGGACGACAGUGAGCUGAAAUGGAAAACCGACGUCAAGGUCUCCGGGGACAAAGACAGCGAGUUUAGCAACGCCUACACCAUCAUAUCCGACUUUCUCAUCUCAGCCGUGGGACAGCUGAACCAACCUGCUUACCCAGACAUACCGGGUCUCGGCGAGUUUGGGGGAAAGAUCAUGCAUUCGGCGCGUUGGGACUGGUCUUACGAUUUGGAGGGGAAGAGGAUUGCGGUCAUUGGGAAUGGCGCCACCGCAGCCCAACUCCUCCCCGAACUCACCAGAGCCGCCGCGUCCAUCACUCUCUUCCAACGCACCCCCAACUGGGUCAUGCCGCGCCUCGACGCCCCUAUCCCCUCCCUCCUCCGCACCGCGUUCCGCUACCUGCCCCCCUUGCUCUGGCGCACUCGCGCACUGCAGAUGGAUAUGCGCGAGGACUUCUACGCGGUCACGGACUCGGACUCUAACAUCUCGAACCAGAUCCGCGGCUGGUGCAGCGACGCGAUGCGUGCCGCGUUCCCGAACCAGCCGAAAGUAUGGAAGAAACUGACGCCUGAGUACGCGCCGGGGUGCAAGCGGGUGAUCAUCAGCGACGAGUACUAUCCCGCACUCGCAUCCCCAAACUGCCAUCUCGAAACCCGCCCCAUCGCCCGGAUCACGAAGACCAGGAUCGAGGUCGGCGGCACCGCACCUCCUCCUCCCUCCCCCGGGACCUCCUCCGGAACAGAGGAGUUGGAUCUGAUCGUCCUAGCAACCGGCUUCCGCACCACCGAGUUCCUGUCCCCGAUCACGAUCACCGGCGCUCACGGCCGCGCGCUCUCGCAGAUCUGGGAAGAGAGCGGCGGCGCGACGGCGCUGUACGGCACCACAAUCCCACAGCUGCCGAACUUCGGGGUCUUCUACGGCCCGAACACGAACUUGGGGCAUAACUCCAUCGUGCUGAUGAUCGAGGCGCAGAGCCGGUACCUCGCGGCGCUCGUCGCUACCGUGCUUGACGCGCGCGGCGCAGGACGGCCGCUCGCGCUCGUCCCAAGGGAAGAGAGAGUGAGGGAGUUCAAUGCGGAGAUCCAGGAGAGGCUGGGGAGGAGCAGUUUUGCGGAUGAGCGGUGUCGGAGCUGGUAUAAGAAUAGCGAGGGGAGGAUUACGAAUAAUUGGUCCGGGACGGUGGUGGAGUAUCAGGAGGUGUUGUCGAAGGUGGAUUGGGGGGAUUUCGAGCAGGUUGGGGAGGAGACGGGGAAGAGCGGGAGUGGGGUGACGUUGGGGGGGAAGAAGGAGACGAGGCUGGGGAGGGUGAGGGAGGAGACGGUGGUGGGGAAUACGGCGCUGGUUGUGGGUGGGGCAGUGGCCGCGGCGGCGGUGGUUGGGGGUGUAGUUUGGGGGAGGAGACGGGGAGGGAGAAGGUGGUGGUGA